CCAUCUCUUACCUACUCAACCGCUCAGGUAACCCAUGUUCACAAUUGCAAGAUGCGAUAAUUUGCGAUAAUCUUCUAUUGUAGCCAAAUAAUUGCAUUGUCACACAUAAUCGAAUCAAGCGCCCCGUCAAAAGGCGCGUUGCAGUCAUGGGGGGUCGGAUUGAAAUCUUCCUCGACAUUGCGUCGUUGUACAGCUAUGUAGCCUUUACGAAAUUACAGGAGACUAGGCCACUGCUCGAAGCCCAUGGUGUAGAAGUCGACAUCAAACCCGUCCUCCUCGGCGGCAUUAAUGCCGGCUCAGGCAACAAACCCCCCUGGACCCUCCCCGCCAAAGCCGCCUACGGCCGCUUCGACGUAACCCGCUCCAAGAACGCCGCGGGACUCUCCGAAAUCAGCCCUCCAGAUGACCUCAUGUCAGCCGCCCGCACGAUGCUCCCUCUCCGCGCACUGCAUUACAUCAAGCUCAACUAUCCCUUGUCGACGUACCUAACGGCGUGGCAUUACCUGUUUCACAUGUUCUGGGCUGUGCACCGGGAUAUGAGUUCUGAAGCGGGGCUUGCCGUGAUUUUGGGGGAGAUCCCCGUGGACUUCGGGGCCGAGACGGCGGGGCGUGAGGGGAAGGGGCAUGGGGAGGAGAAGCUCUUUGGUGGGAAGGAUGUCGAGGCUGUUGUAAGAGCAACGCAGGAGCCGAAGUUCAAGGAGUUGUUGAAGGGCACCGUGGCGGAAGCGCUGGCGAGGGGUGCGUUUGGGGCGCCGUGGUUGUGGGUUACGAAUGGGGAGGGGAAGAGCGAGCCGUUUUUUGGGAGUGACCGGUGGUAUUUUGUUUAUGAUUUUCUUGGAUUGCCCUAUCAGAAGAUGGCUUUACUUCCUCCUAGAGAUAGCUCGGGGGCGAAGUCCAAGUUAUGAGGAUACCAGAGAUUUGGAGGCAGAUCAUAUGCUACGUUCUGUUACUGUGGAUUUAUGAACAGCGUUUAGCAAGAUAGACGCAUCAGAGUCAUAAGCUCAACUGUGACUUCUCCUAGGAGUCUUGGUCGAACGAUACAUGCUUUGCAUAACCUAUGGGGUCCACCAGUAAUUGAGU
Molecule: messenger RNA, 1080 nt
Organism: Pseudomassariella vexata
Lineage: Eukaryota; Fungi; Ascomycota; Sordariomycetes; Amphisphaeriales; Pseudomassariaceae
Product: thioredoxin-like protein
Exons: 5
Coding region: 147-905 (252 amino acids)
Biological process (GO): glutathione metabolic process
Cellular component (GO): mitochondrion; peroxisome
Molecular function (GO): glutathione transferase activity; glutathione peroxidase activity
Source: RefSeq, a predicted model, not a curated record